Messenger RNA from Lytechinus variegatus (green sea urchin), 3818 nucleotides. RefSeq lists its product as uncharacterized. The record is from RefSeq and is a predicted model, not a curated record. The transcript has 11 exons. Bases 31 to 3045 code for a protein of 1004 amino acids. Lineage: Eukaryota; Metazoa; Echinodermata; Echinoidea; Temnopleuroida; Toxopneustidae.
UCAGAAAAAGCUUUCAAUGGGAUUCCCAACAUGAAUUUAUCAGACUGUGCUAUGUGUGGGAUCACCUUCGUAAAAGGGGCGAAGGGUUAUGGUCGGAUUAGACUAAGGAGAUGUACUACCCUGGGAAUAGCCCAGAAAUUCUGUCGAGGGCCUGUGUGUUUGGACAAUUUUGUGUGCCGAAAAUGCGAGCGCUUCAUGAAGAAAACAAAGAAGCAAAAAAGUUUUUUGAUAGCUAAGAAAAAACUUUUGAAAAAUGGGGCUCAUUCAAAAGGUUUACAAUUACCUGUUUGCUCCCCAUCGCAAAAUUCUGAUAGUGGAGUCCAACAGAAACCUUGCGCUCAGGAAAAUGAGGGAAGAGAUAAAAUCGAAUCACCCACAAGCGCGGUUCCCAUGGAGACUGGUCCUGAGGUUCAAGAUUGGGAUGAUAUGGAAGGAGAAGAAACCCAGAAAUCACAGAGUUCAAGUCGAUCCUUGCCAAUAGAUAAAGUCAUUGCCUACCUGACGGAGUACAAAUAUCUGAUCGGGCUCAGGGCUCUCAGUAAGGUUUCUGCAACAGCCAAGCAAGCACUGAUAACUGUAGUGGCAGAAAUAAUAAAAAACGAGAUAAAAUCACAACCAAAGAUCAAGGCAUUUCAGCAACGUAUCAGCCACUCUGCAGUCUCUUCAUUUUCCUGGGUAAAAGCGAUGGAGGAGGCUCAGGAGAGCUUACCAGCCACAGUCCAAUGUAUCUGGGCUAUGCUACCACUCAAAAAGAAAAGAAAAUAUGAUAGUGAUGUUGCUCGAAAGGCUGUCCAAAUGCUGAACAUUGCCCUCUACACUAGAUCCCGCAACUACAAGUUUGUACCAUCGUCUGUUGCUUUAGAACUCUUCAAACUACAAGCAAGCAAGAAGGUUAUCAGUACAUUUAACCACAUUGCGAUAUCCCAGAGCAAGUGUGCAAUCAAGGGCAAUCUCAAUGCCAUUAGAAAAGAACAUGAACAGGAACUUCUGAACUGGAAAGAGUCUCAGGAAAAAAUGCAAGCUGAUCAAGGAUCGCAAGACGGCCAAAGGCAUGAUAGUUAUGGCUUUGGCUACAGCCGUGUCCAACUUGGAAGUGAAGCAAAUGCAGCAGGCCACUCAAACACACAAACUAUCUGUUUUGCAGUCAAAGAUCGUGCUUAUAAGAAGCCUGUGAAAAGACAUAUUUUAGCCGGGAGAGCAACCAAGGUGCAAGUGCCGGCUGCCGAACUUGAUCCCUAUACGUUUCUCCCGUCCCCUGAGGUCUUCGAGCGCAGAAGAUCGAGGGCUGUAUUCCUGGUCAAGCACCUCAUCACCAAGCACCUGACGAAAGUCCAGCAUCUGAAGGAGAUGAUGCCUUCCAGGAUCCUUCACAGCCACACCAAAGAAAUGGAUGAGAAGUCUCAAUGCGUUACACUUGGCGUAGUUGAUGCUAACCCAGGCUCCAAACAGGGUAUGAUAUCUGUCCUUGAACGUUUGCAGAACUAUAUGCCUGUGAAGGAAGGUAAGCCGACACCAUGCUUACUGAGUGGGGACAUUGAGCCCAUUCUUCAUGCGCAGAGGCAUGCCUGCAGUGAAGGAGAAGACGGGGAUGGUCGCUUUGUUCCCAUAUUUGCCUGCCCUCAAGAAUAUCAAAAGGAACUUCUCCAUGUACAAGAAUCAAAUAAAAGGUUCUUCAAAGCAUCCAGUAUAACUGAUAGAGGGACGAUCGCCCAGCUGCGGAACCAGUUUAAUCUCAGAUUAUUCAAGAACGAGACCAAUGAAAGAUAUCAGCAUGCAUGGGAUAUGUACGAGUUUGUGACAGAAUCACACAUCCUAUUGUGUGCAAUGAAAUUGUGUGGAGUGACGUCACUUGAAGAUGAACCGGAAGGACUGCCAAGCAAUGAGAAUGAUGCAAAGCAACUCGAGUGGUUGACUAACCUUGCACAUCGAGUGGUGGACUUCUGCUGGUCUCCUCCAGAAAGAGAAGAUGUACACGUAGCUGCCGCAUCAUAUGACAAAAAACUGAAAGACGUUGCGGAAAAAGCCCUUCGAUACUGUCGUUGCAACGCUCGUGAGAAGUCAGAUGACAUGGUCUUGUGCUGCGCCAGAACAUGCAAGCAUUCCUGGUUCCACUUAGACUGUUUGGGACUGAAAAAGGCUCCGGACUCGGAAGAUGACUGGUACUGCUCCAAGAAAUGUCAAAAGAGCGCAUCCUACAUCUACUGUUUCUGUCACACGAAGCAACCGGUGGGGGUGAAUAUGGUCCAGUGUCACCUAGCGGAGCAGUGUAAGAAGUAUGUGUGGUACCACCAAGAUUGUGUGUCUACUAGCACGGAUGCUCCCUUACCAGACACAUGGUACUGUUCUGAGGAAUGUGCGCUUGAAGCUGAAAAUGAUGACCAUGUGCUGAACCACACCAAGGCUCUUAUGUAUGAAGGUCUAUGUCAUCUUAUCAGACGUCAAGCCGUUAGUGAGGGUAACGGACCGGCCAUGGUGGAUGACUGGAAGGCUGAUAUGCUCAACUUCCAUGAGUGGGGUCAUUGGGAGUAUCUUGCUACUGGGCAUUAUUUUCUUGCAUGUGUUGAAGGGUUUGCUGAUCCAGAACUUCAAUUCAGCUUCCUUUGGAACAGAGUUGCGAACCCCAAAGGCACGCCGGGAGGAAACGUUGGAUUGGACGCUGUGCAUGAAUGUGUGAAUUUGGACAAUGCCGGAGUAGUUAAACCUCCUGGAGGGAGUAUUACCCCAGACCUGCUUGCGAGAUAUGCUCAACUGAAAGGGCCAUUUGGAAGAGAUCUUGGUACCCUCUUUGCAAUGUCAGGCCCUGCGGAAGAAAGAUCAAAGAAUGCUAAGACUGACUGCUAUAACCAGGGCAUCCAGCGUUUCACCAAGGAGUACCAGUCUGAUGCCCUUUUUGACUACAUUCCAGGAAGGGAGCACGCAGGCUUUGGUGUCUUUGAAAACAGUUGUCAAGUGGAGAAUCCCAAGCAGUUAGGACGAAAGUUGCAGAGUCUUUCAGCUGAAUUGGACUUGUGGAAAAGUGUUACUACAUCGUGCAGGGAAACGUGAACAAUGCCCUCUUUGACUACAUUCCAGGAAGGAUGCACUCUGCCUUUUGUGUCUUUGAAAACAGUUGUCAAGUGGAGAAUCCCAAGCAGUUAGGACGAAAGUUGCAGAGUCUUUCAGCUGAAUUGGACGUGUGGAAAAGUGUUACUACAUCGUGCAGGGAAACGUGAACAAUGCCCUCUUUAACUACAUUCCAGGAAGGAUGCACUCUGCCUUUUGUGUCUUUGAAAACAGUUGUCAAGUGGAGAAUCCCAAGCAGUUAGGACGAAAGUUGCAGAGUCUUUCAGCUGAAUUGGACGUGUGGAAAAGUGUUACUACAUCGUGCAGGGAAACGUGAACAAUGCCCUCUUUGACUACAUUCCAGGAAGGAUGCACUCUGCCUUUUGUGUCUUUGAAAACAGUUGUCAAGUGGAGAAUCCCAAGCAGUUAGGACGAAAGUUGCAGAGUCUUUCAGCUGAAUUGGACAUGUGGAAAAGUGUUACUAAAUCAUGCAGGGAAACGUAAAGUUAGCCAAGAUGUGAGCCAUGGGUUGAUUUGACAGUAAAAAAAAACUUAUGCCAAGGGUUUAAUUUAGAUACCUUGUCAAAAUUUCAGAGCUGUGUCUUUCCUGAAGGAAUCCCACAAGUGGCUCUUCAUUACCACCCAUUCUCACAUUUCAUUGUUCUCCUAGUCGAAAUGCUGGAAAGUUGCUAUUGAAAGACUCAUGGGCCCGUAUUCUGAAGUCGGGUUGAACUUAACUCAGGUUUAAAGUUGUGGUUUAAGUAUGGAUAGCCAAU